This is a messenger RNA of Marmota monax (woodchuck), 2386 nucleotides long. Its product is annotated as zinc finger protein 33B-like. The record is from RefSeq and is a predicted model, not a curated record. The transcript has 3 exons. Gene Ontology annotation, biological process: negative regulation of transcription by RNA polymerase II. Bases 1 to 2052 code for a protein of 683 amino acids. Gene Ontology annotation, molecular function: DNA-binding transcription repressor activity, RNA polymerase II-specific. NCBI's taxonomy places the organism in Eukaryota, Metazoa, Chordata, Mammalia, Rodentia, Sciuridae.
AUGUCGUGUGCUCCUGAGUUCUUGAGACUGAGCAGGCCUGGACUGUUGCAGGGACCCGUGUUGUUUGAGGACGUGUCUGUGGACUUCACCCAGAAGGAGUGGCAGCUUCUGGACCCUGCGCAGAGAUGUCUGUACAGGGACGUGAUGCUGGAGAACUACAGGCACCUGGAGUCACUGGGACACUGUGUGACCAAACCUGAGCUGAUAUGCAAGUUGGAACGAGAAGAGCCGUGGAUACUAAAGAGGGAAGUGCCAAGUCACAGCCACGCUGAAGUCCAGCGAGCCAAUGACAUGAAAGAAAGCCAAGAAAAUGAAGACAAAUAUUCAAGACCAGCUGGAUUUAUCCACAACAAAACACUCCCCAAGGAGGGAAGGAAGAUCUUAAAAGAAACAGUAGAGAUGACCACGAACCUAGUGCCCUCGGGAAAAACGUCUCAUAACUGUGACUCAUUUGGAACAAGCUUAAAAAGUGUUUCAGAAUUAAUUAUUAGCAAUAGAAACCAUUUAAGAAAAAAGUCUCCUGAUUUCAGUGAAUGUAGGACCCUUGAUACAAAGCAGGAGAAUAUGCGUACAAGGAGCAGGCCCCGUGGAAAUGAUCAGAGGAAGAGACCCCACAGUCCUCAUGAGGACUGUAUUCAGAACAGUUCAUCUCCAGAACAACCUCUCGAACAUGAUGAUUGUAGGCAGUCCUCUCGUAGGAAGACACCCUUGGUUACAUGUGAGAAAGCUCACACAGGAGAGACAUCCUCUAAAGGUGACAAAUACAGACGAACCUUCAACCAAAAGUUAAAGGUCAAUUCUGAUAUGAGGAUCCUUGGGGAAAGGAAACCACAUGAAUUCAGGAAAAGUGGGAAAUUGUCAUGCGAAAAGCCAAAAGAUGCACAUCAAAGAAUUAACAUACAGGAGAAGCAUGUUGGAUGUAGUAAAUUGGGGAAAUCCUUUAGCAAGAAAUCAAACCUCACCCAAUGUCAGAGAAUGUGCCCAGGAGAAAAUACUAAUGAGUGUCACAAAAGUGAGGAAGACUUAAGGAAGUCAUACCACAGUCAAGAUGAGAAAACUCAUGCAGGAGAGAAGAUCUAUGGUUGUACGGAGUGUGGGGAAUCCUUUCAUGAAAAAUCAUGCCUCACUAAGCAUCAGCGAACUCACACCACAGAACCAAGCCAGCGUGAUGAUAGGAAGAGAGCCUUGGAGAGGAAAUCCCACCUCACUCUAAAUCAGAGAGACACCACCAGAGAGGAUAACGACAAAGGUGAUAAAUGUGAAAAAACCUCCCGCAAGAAGUCAAUAUACAUUCAACAUCAGAAAAUAACCUUGGAGAAAAAACCUCAUGAGAGUAAGAAAAGUGGAAGAGCCGUAAGUGGGAAGUCACACCUCACUGAAAAUCGGAGCGGUCACAAAGGAGAGAGAACUUAUGACUGUGGUAAAUGUGGGGAAAGCUUCCGUAAGAAAUCGAGCCUUACUCAACAUCAGAGCACACACACAGGGAAAAAGCCCUAUGAGUGCAAUGAAUGUGGGAAAUCCUUCUUUGUGAAGUCCAACCUCACUGAACAUCAGAGAACUCACACAGGAGAGAAGCCGUAUGAAUGCGGUGAAUGUGGGAAAUCCUUCUGCCAGAAAUCAGCCCUCACAGUGCAUCAGAGAACUCACACAGGAGAGAAACCGUACAAAUGCAACGAGUGUGGGAAGACCUUCUGUGUGAAAUCCAACCUGACCCAACAUCAGAGGACCCACACUGGAGAGAAACCCUACAAGUGCAACGAAUGCUCGAGAUCUUUCUGUGUGAAAUCCAACCUUGUAGUGCAUCAGAGAACUCAUACAGGAGAAAAGCCCUACAGAUGCCCUGAGUGUGGGAAAACCUUCUAUGAAAAGUCAGCCCUCACAAAGCAUCAGAGAAUUCACACAGGGGAAAAACCCUAUGAAUGCAACGAAUGUAGAAAAACCUUCAGCCAGAGGUCAGCCCUCACCAAACAUCAAAGGAAAACACACAAGAAGAAAACUCCUAUCAACACCCUCCAUGUGGAGAAACCUACAGUCACAAGCCAAACUCACUGAACAUCAGUAGGACCUGAAGGCAAAACCCCGACACGUCACCACAAGUAGGAAAGUCUUCACAAAUAAAACCAAUGGGAACCAGAGAAUUCCUAUAGGAGUAAAAUCAUAAGAACGUUUGAAUAUGUAUUUAAAAUUGUUGAAGAAAAUUUAUAAUUUUAAGGCGUAUGGAUUAAAACGUCCUAGUAGAAAUGUUAUUUAACCAGAAGUCAGAUUUCAGAGGUAAUAUCAAACUUAUUACAGAAAAUAGUCUAUUCUUAAUAGAAAAAUGAAUCAUGGGCCUUUUGUAAACACAUAAAUCAUUUAAGUCAUUGCUAUAUCAGCAUUAAAUAGAAUC